Molecule: messenger RNA, 5900 nt
Organism: Pyrus x bretschneideri (Chinese white pear)
Lineage: Eukaryota; Viridiplantae; Streptophyta; Magnoliopsida; Rosales; Rosaceae
Source: RefSeq, a predicted model, not a curated record
UUCCCCAAAUGUUGCUCCGCCUCUGUUACACAACCCGCCGCUACUGCCUCCACCUCUUCCCCCACCACCACCGUCAUCACAAUCCCGCCCGCUUAUUUUCCUCUUCCGCUUCCAGAAACGCCGACGAGCCCCCCAACAAUCUCAAGAAUUCCGACCAAGUCCCGCAUCCUCCGUCUGUUAUCCACCGCCGCUUAAACCCUCUGUAUUCUGUCCCUGGCGCUUCCGCUCUCCCUCGCACCGCCGCCAUCGCGCUCUCCAGCGCUCUCGCCUCUGCCCUGAUCGCCUUGUACGUCGUCGUUUCGACGGACUGCGACGACAAGUCGUCGAAUCCUGUAUAUAACGGAGUACGACAUGCCGUCCUCAAAUCCACCGAGUCGUUCAGGAAGUUUCUCCACCACGCUAAACAGACCGGCGUCGCCGCCUCCGUUCUCUGGCACUCUCUCAGCUCCAUUUUGUCCUCUGCCAACCACGAGGUCCGCUCCGGCUUCGAGCUCCGGGUCGCUGCGUUCCUUGCCGAUAUUGCCGCCGCCAAUGCCAGCCGAAGGGCCGCCCUUGUUGGGGCUGGAGGUGGCGCCGUUGUCGAUUGGCUGCUCGAGUCGGUGGCUGUCCCUAGGGAUGGGUGUGGGACCCAGGCCGAGUCGGCUAGAGCUCUCGCCUUCUUGAUCUCUGAUCCUAAUGUGUCCGCCGCCGUGCUCGGCAGGCCCGGCGCUGUUCCCAGUCUCUUUAGGUUCAUUUUCUCCUGCCAGCCUCAUCCGUCUAAGAAGCGUGCAAGGCGUAGUUCACUUGAUGUUUCUGAAAAUUUGAAAGGAAGGAGCAUGCUUGUAGCUGCCAUUAUGGAUAUCGUCACAGCCAACUGUGAUAGUUUAGAAAAAGUGUCCUUGAAGCCAUUCCUGUCGGCGAAUGCUGAAACGCAGGAUAUAGCAGCUGUCAUUCAAGUUAUUGAAGAAGGUGGCAUGCGUUUGGAUGAGUCACAUGAAAAUGAAGAUGACGAAGAUGGUGACAGUGGAAUCAAGGGGAUUGGUAUUAAAGUUCUCGGGGGUACAUCAGUUUUAGGCCUAUCAAGAAAAAAUGGAGUUGUGAAGCUGGGAAGUGCUGAUACUAGUGAGUUAGGAUCUGGAAGGGUUAAUCCUCAUAAUCUUGUCCUGCAAAAUAUGCAUGCCAGUUCUCUAGCACAGAGUAAUCUGUCUUCUGCUGUUGUGCCUGGCCUCUGGGAUGAUUUGAAUUGUCAACAUGUUGCUGUUCCUUUUGCUACAUGGGCAUUGGCAAACUGGGCGAUGGCAUCAGAAGUGAAUAGGUCACGAAUACAGGAACUGGAUGCAGAUGGGCAAGCUAUUAUGACUGCUUUAAUGGCGCCUGAGAGAUCAGUCAAAUGGCACGGAAGUUUGGUGGCUCGGUUGCUAUUAGAGGAUCAGAAUCUAGCCCUGAACGAUUCAGUUUCUGAUUGGAGUUCCAGUCUUCUUUCUACUGUUUCUCAGGCAACUAAAAAUGAAGACAUUCCUUUGGCUCGGGUGGCUUUGUCAGCAUUCUUGAUUUCUGUUGAGAGGAGCCCUGAAGCGCGGAAGAUAGUGAUGGAAAAGGGUCUUCAUCUGAUAAGAGACAUUGCGAAGCGAAUGAUGAAGCAUAAUGAUGUGCAAGAAGCAUUGUCAAGGGCAUUGGAAUUGCUUUGUUCUGGGGACUUGCAUUUACCUCUUGAAGAAGGCCAAAGGUGGUCUGCUGUAUUACUUCGUUGGGUGUUUGGAAAACCUUCUUCUGACACAUUACGUUUGUCAGCGAUAAAAAUCCUUUCUUGCAUUCUCGAAGACUAUGGACCAUACUCUGUACCCAUUUCUCAGGGAUGGUUAGCUAUUCUACUUACUGAAAUUCUCACUUUGAAAAAGGCAUCAGUUAAAGGAACCCCUCAGGCUAGAUCUGUGAAUGUGAAGACUCAAAUUGAUCAGUCAAACAUGCUUUUUGCUGCACAGACUUCUAAUCAGUUAUUGGCAGCUGUUGUUAAUCUAGCAGGAAAUCAGCUGGGAACAACCACUGAUUCUAUUGAUACAUUUCCACUGGCAGAUCUUCUGUCCGCUGAACCUUUUUCUGGGCCAUUUAAAACCCUAAAGAAAGAUAGUUUGCCUAAGGUUAAUGCGGCAGAUUCUGCAGUGGCAACUCUGAAGGGAAUCAAGGCACUGACUGAAGUUUGUGCUGACGAUUCUUUAUGUCAGGAGAAACUAACAGAUUUUGGAGUCUUAAGUUUGCUGAGACGGUUUUUGUUACGUGAUGAUUAUGAGAAAUUUGCUGCCAUAGAAGCGUAUGAUGCUUCUAAGACGCUUGAGGCACAAGAGCGAACCUCCUAUGUUUCUAAAGAGUCAUCUAUUCCAGAUAGUAAUGGUCAAUCUAGUGUCCAAGUUCCACCCACAGCUCAUAUCCGUAGGCAUGCAGCGAGGCUCUUGACUAUUCUUUCAAUACAUCCAAAAGUCCAGAGAGUCAUAAUAGCAGAUAAAACUUGGUGUAAAUGGCUUGAGGAUUGUGCUAACGGUAAGAUCUCAGGUUGUAGUGAUCUUAAAAUUCAAAGUUAUGCUAGAAAAACACUUAUAAAUGUAUUUUGCGGACGCCAAAGAGAUUCUGCAAAUGGUGAUGUUCCCGAUGCUGGUAUUGCAAAUGGAAACAAAAAUUGCCCCCGUUAUGAUGACAUGAUAUUCUUAAUCAAUCCUGAACUUCCCCAUUGGAAUUGCCCUGAAAAAAGUGACCAAGACACAAGUCCAAGGGAUGCAUCCUCUUCGGAUCAAGUAAAUUCUGUUGAGAGUGUGGAUAAAUCUGUGUCCAGAAUUUCAGAUGAUGUUAACAUAUCCAGUUCUAUGGAUGCAUCUCGUAGUAAUGCAGCCACAAGGGAGCCUCUGCUGGAUAUUGUUUUUGUCCAUGGCCUCCGUGGAGGCCCUUAUAAGACUUGGCGCAUAUCCGAGGACAAGUCAUCCACCAAGUCUGGCUUAGUAGAGAAGAUUGACCAGGAAGCGGGAAAGCUAGGAACAUUCUGGCCAGGUGAAUGGCUUUCAUCUGACUUUCCUCGAGCUCGUAUGUUUACCCUUAAAUACAAGACAAAUCUAACACAGUGGUCCGGUGCUAGCCUGCCUCUUCAGGAAGUUAGCUCGAUGCUGUUAGAGAAGCUUGUUUCUGCAGGUAUUGGGAAUCGACCUGUUGUUUUCGUGACUCACAGCAUGGGAGGUCUGGUUGUCAAGCAGAUACUGCAUAAAGCAAGAGCAGAUAAUAUCAAUAACCUCGUGAAAAACACCAUUGGAGUUGUUUUCUAUAGCUGCCCACAUUUUGGAAGCAAACUAGCUGACAUGCCUUGGAGAAUGGGAUUUGUGUUUCGCCCAGCACCGACUAUAGGGGAGCUAAGAAGUGGAUCUCCAAGAUUAGUAGAGCUUAAUGACUUUAUCCGUCAGCUUCACAAGAAGGGGAUGCUUCAAGUCCUCAGUUUCUGUGAGACCAAGGUAACUCCAAUUGUUGAAGGUUACGGCGGAUGGGCCUUCCGAAUGGAAAUUGUACCAAUUGAAUCAGCAUAUCCUGGAUUUGGCGAUCUCGUUGUACUAGACUCAACAGAUCACAUAAACUCGUGCAAACCACUCAGCCGCAGCGAUCCCUCAUAUACAGAGAUAUUACAGUUUUUGCGGAAGCUGAAAGCAAGCCAGAAAUGAACAGGCAGUUGCGUAAAGGAUGCUGCCUCAGGAAUUAUGUUCACGAAUGUUCCAAAUCCAAGCGUGCCAGGAGUCACCGGUGGAUUUUCAUCCAAAGGGAUCAGGUAACCCCGAGUCAUUCCUGGGCGGAGGUGGAGGCAGAAGCGGAAGCAAAAGCAUAAUUUUGACACAUCAGAGUUCGUCCAUAGUUUUGACAGAUCAGAUUUCUGUACUCUCCACCACCCAGAGUUGGAUAACCAUUAUUCUUUGUACUCUGUUAGCAUUGUUGUAUCAUUAACAUUUUUGAAUUUUGUAGAAAAAAAGCAUCUGUUGUAUUGUGUAUCAUAUGCAUAAUAGGUGUAACAUUUCAGAGUCUGUCCAUAUAUAUUUGUGAAAGAUUAUGUAGCACUCCGCCGCAUACGAUUGACGUCUUCCUGACCCUCGCAACGCGGGGAGCAGAAAAUUUUGCUGACUUGAAGGCGUCCUGUAAUUAUUUGAAAAUAAAUGUUGUGGAUGUAAAAUUAUAAAAGUAGCAAAUAUUCGAGACAGUGUGACACGGUUUGCAACGUAACACCGUUAACGAUGUCGUCGAUGUUAAUGGAGAAAGCCGUCUCGGCGCCAAUGGCCCAUUUCGUCUUUCCACGCCCUCACUCGUCGAAUAAGCCCUCGACAAUUUUAACGACAAAGGCCCGUCGUCGAGCUCUGCCGCUCCGUUGCUCCGACUCGAACACCGCCGCUUCCACGUCUCUGUCUCCGCCGAUUGUUUAGACGGCGAACACCGGAACGGUGCCGCCGCUGGUGCGGAGGACGAUGUGGUACCGGAAGCAGUACCCGGGAGAGAGCAAAGGCAUCACCGAGGAGAUAAUAAAUUGAGCACCAACGGUAACAAUUCUUCUUCUGAUGACGAUGACGGUGACGGUCGGAAUGACGAUAAUGCCCCUGCCGAGGACAAUAGCUCGGAAUCGGAUGCCGACGGCGACGGGGGUGAAACGGAGACUUGGCGGCGGAGCUUGGAAGGGUUUAUCAAGUUCUUGGUGGACAGCAGGCUCGUAUUCGACACACUCGAGCGCAUUGUCGAUGAAUCAAACGGCGUCGCUUAUGCAUAUUUUAGGAAGACUGGAUUGGAGAGAUCGAAGAGUCUUUCGGGAGAUCUCGAAUGGUUUAAGCAGCAGGGCAAUGUGAUUCCGGAACCCAGCAAUCCAGGAGUUUCUUAUGCCAAGUAUUUGGAGGGGCUUGCAGAACAUUCUGCUCCAUUGUUCCUCUGCCACUUCUACAAAAUCUACUUUUCGCAUAUAGCUGGUGGGCAGGUCAUUGCAAGACGGGUACUUUUCGAGUUUUCAGGAUUCUUUAAUCUUGCCUAAAUGAUUCAAAGUCUUGAAAUUUAUGUUAAUUGUUCUGAAUUCUGAGGCGGUGUUGCUGAAGUUGCGUAAAUUCUAGAGUGCAUCAACGAAUGACAUACAUUGCUGAAUUUCCCUCCGCCGCCCGGGGGGGGGGGGGGGGGGGGUGGGUGUGGGAAUGUAACGGAAUUUAGUGUGCGACUCUAAGACUAAGCCACUUAAAAUACAAUGCAUUGAUGUAGAGUAGAGGGUCUCCAAGUUAUUGACUACUUGCAGCCCGUUUUGUAGAGGCAUGAAAGUUUUGAUCUUUGUGUGGAAAGAUGAGGUUUUUUCUAGUGCUUUUUACAGGACGGGAUCAACUGACUAGUAACUACUUUUGCAUUCUGCAAACUUGGAUUGGCGAAUUUCAGGUAUCUGAGAAGUUGCUGGAAGGAAGGGAGUUUGGGGUUUUUGUAUUUAUUUCUUAGUACUUAGAAGUUGGAAAUUUUUGUUUUGUGACUACAGCAUUGGACUGGACAUGACAAAAACAAAUGCUUUAAAGAAACAACAAAAUCAUUUCGGUAUUUGGGGCAGAUAGUUCGUUUGAUCAUCCUAGAGCCCAAGUAAUCUGAAUCAAACUGCUCGGGAGAUCACUUACCGGUAGCAUUGGUCUAGGGUGGACUCAUUUUUGUGUAGAAGGUGAUUUUUCGAAGGGCUUAACACCAGUGCAUCACUAAUCUAGAGAGAAGACGAGGAUGCCUUGUAUACUUUUCUUCCGUAAGGCUUAGGAUGAUGUAUAAGGGGAUUGAGAAAGCACCCAACUGCAACUAGCUAGUUUUAAGGGAAUAAUAUGUCAACAAAUGCAAGAAUAUUGAUACUGAAUUAUUACUGAGUUUACUCAGAGAUGGCAAUUUUAAACUUCCUUUGAUUUGUA